Messenger RNA from Carya illinoinensis, 1167 nucleotides. Its product is annotated as reticulon-like protein B5. The coding region runs from base 122 to 895 and encodes 257 amino acids. NCBI's taxonomy places the organism in Eukaryota, Viridiplantae, Streptophyta, Magnoliopsida, Fagales, Juglandaceae. The transcript has 5 exons. The record is from RefSeq and is a predicted model, not a curated record.
CCUUUUAUAAAUAUCUCACUGAGAUUUCUCAUUCGAACCCUAUUUUUUCAUUCCAAUUUGUUUAUGGUUUUUUGAUUAUCUUCUUUUGCUGUCGGAUUUGGAGCGUUAGUGUUCGGAAAUAAUGGCUGAUCAGUCUGAGAGUGCCGGUUCGAAUGUCGAGUCGGCGAUGGAUAAGAUAAGCGAGAAGAUUCACGCUCACGACACGUCUUCAUCAGAUUCGGAUUCGGAUUCGCCUGACGAGAAAACGGUCUCGCCAUCCUCCUCGGCGAAAGCCAAGGUUUUCCGUCUUUUCGGGAGGGAGAAACCGGUUCACGAGGUUUUUGGCGGAGGAAAGCCUGCUGAUGUGUUCUUAUGGAGGAACAAGAAGAUUUCAGGCAGUGUUCUCGUUGGAGCCACGGCAAUCUGGGUUUUCUUUGAAUUGCUUGAAUAUCACCUGCUUACUCUUGUGUGUCAUGUUCUGAUUCUAGCUCUUGCAAUCCUGUUCCUGUGGUCCAAUGCCCAUACCUUUAUCAAGAAGACUCCACCCCGCAUCCCAGAAGUUCAAUUUCCUGAGGAGCCAUUCUUGCAAGUUGCCGCAGCCCUGAGAAUUGAAAUUAACCGCGCUUUUGCAGUCUUGCGUGAUAUUGUGACUGGAAGAGAUUUGAAGAAGUUUCUCAUUGUCAUUGCUGGCUUAUGGGUUAUUUCAAUUGUGGGGAGUUGGUGCAAUUUCUUGACCUUGUUCUACAUAUCUUUUGUUUUGCUGCACACCGUGCCUGUUCUGUAUGAGAAGCACGAGGACAAGGUCGAUCCAUUUGCAGAGAAGGCAACAAUCAAGAUUAAAAGGCAGUAUGCAGUGUUUGAUGCCAAGGUAUUGAGCAAGAUUCCAAAAGGUCCAUUGAAAGGAAAGUUGGCGUAGAGUAGGUAAGGCAUUUUCUGUUGUUGGACACCCAUCUAGGCAAUGGGUUUUGUAGGUUGUGAUUGGGCUUGCACUUUUUUAUAUUUGCCAGAUCCUCCCAAAGUUGUUUAUUAGUGUUCUGAGUUCCCAUUUGGUGGAUUUGGUAUGUGAACUUAGUGGCAAGUUUCAGGUGUGAAAUUUGCUAUUGUACUUUUUCAGUGACAAUCUAAUGGCACCUUACUAUAGGUGUUUUUGUGAACAACUUUUAUUAGUAUAUUGGAAGCCUUCUUUUA